ACUUCCUCUCUCUGCUUGUCUGGGUCAUCUUGUCUGCCCGCCGCUGGCCCUCUCUCUCUCUCUCUCUUUCUCUGGCCCAUCUCUCUCUCACUGUCUCUCAGCAGCUGUCUCACGCGCCGGCUAGCCUGUCUCUUCUUCCCGUAGUCGUCUCUUUCUCCGCCUGCCUGGGUGGCCGCCAUGGGCCGGAAGCGGCUCAUCACCGACUCCUACCCUGUUGUGAAGAAGAGGGAGGGGCUCGCUGGGCACAACAAGGGGGAGCUGGCACCAGAGCUAGGGGAGGAGCCCCAACCCCCCAGCGAGGAGGAAGUGGCGCUGGAACUGCUGAGGCAGUUUGACCUGGCCUGGCGGUAUGGUCCUUGCACAGGGAUAACACGGAUGCAGCGCUGGCAUCGGGCAGAGCAGAUGGGCUUGGAGCCCCCCCCCGAGGUGCACCAGGUGCUGAAGACCCAUCUUGGAGACCCCCGCUUCCAGUUGAGCCUCUGGCACCUCUAUCCCCUUUGAGGCCCCACCUAGGCUGUCCUGCCCUUGGCACUCCUGCUACUCUCCAAGAACCUGAGGAUGAACUUCAGAGCCGGUUGCUGCUGCUCAGCUCAGCUCUGCUCUGGAGACACAUUUGGCAGACAGAAUCUGCAGGUCUCCAAGACCCAGUCCGUCUGUCUCACCAGCAGGCUUCAAUUGAGCAUCUUCUAGAUGGAGAGUGGUCCCUCGAAUAAGGACCUGGCCUUGACCCUGUUGAUGCCUGACACACCCCCUCUCUGACCUGUGAUGUGGUAAAUUGGACACAGUCUGACACAGAGCCAGACACAGGCAGCUGACUUAAGAGUCAAAGAUGCACUCGCCACCUCAGUUUGGGCAUCUGAGGGCAGGACUGGCUGAGUUCACAGGACAAGGGUUCACUAAUGCUUACAAUAAAGAACAUUAAGCCUGGAAUCCUGACCUUUGGUCCCUUAAUGUGGCCCUGGUUUGGCUUCCAGGCCACAGCAAGUUGGUGCAGGACAGCCUGCACCACCCCUUUUCCUGCCUUUAGACAGUCUUGGGAACAGCUGGACAGCCUCUGGUGCCCCCUGGUGGUACAUAGGAAAAAACCACGCUGUAGUCACCUUUCCUGACCAGCUAGGGAAAACCUACCUGAUAGGUUUGGUCACCAACCUAGCCUGCCCAGCGUUGGCCACCUCUCAAACAUAGGUGCUUUGCCAGAGGAGAAUCCAUGAGGCCAUGGAUCAUAAGGUCAAAAGAGGCCUACAUAUGUCCAGAAAGCAUCUCUACUUCCCACAUCAAGGGUUACCUGGAUCCAAAGCAAGCAGGGCUGGGGAGAGUCAACUUGGAGGACCUGCUCAGAUGCAGCCACAUUCUGAAGGGCUUUGGGAGGGAACUGAGUGGAGUCGGGAGCAAUGCCUAGGGACCUCUGGGUCAGGGCACAGCAUUUUGAAGAAUGGAAUUCAUAAGUCCUUCUAUGGCAUUAUCU
Castor canadensis (American beaver) is the source of this 1465-nucleotide messenger RNA. RefSeq names its product DNA polymerase delta 4, accessory subunit (gene Pold4). Gene Ontology annotation, cellular component: delta DNA polymerase complex. The record is from RefSeq and is a predicted model, not a curated record. NCBI's taxonomy places the organism in Eukaryota, Metazoa, Chordata, Mammalia, Rodentia, Castoridae. Gene Ontology annotation, biological process: DNA-templated DNA replication; DNA synthesis involved in DNA repair. Gene Ontology annotation, molecular function: DNA-directed DNA polymerase activity.